UGCCUAACUUUCCUUCUUCUUCGACGACGCACGCUUUUUUCCCAUAUAUAUAUAUACAUGCACGAGCAAUUAUAUAUAUAUGCGGACCACAAUAUAUAACGGAGUAAGUUCCCGGUCAUUUGGUAUUUCUUAAACAUAUAAGUUUUCUAGUUUUGAGAAGAUCAAGGAGAGAGGAGUAAAUUAUGGACGAUUUGCCGCCUGGGUUUCGGUUCUACCCGACGGAGGAAGAGCUGGUUUCAUUUUAUCUGCAUAACAAGCUCGAAGGGAAGAGAGAGGAUUUGAACCGAGUUAUGGACCGGGUUAUACCGGUAGUGGAUAUAUAUGAGUCCAAUCCAUGGGAUCUCCCACAGUAUUCUGGAGUGCUUUGCUAUGGAGACCCUGAGCAGUGGUUUUUCUUCGUUCCCAGACAAGAGAGUGAAGCCCGCGGGGGAAGGCCAAGGCGACUCACGACAACUGGAUACUGGAAAGCUACGGGGUCUCCUAAUUAUGUCUACUCUUCCAACACCAGUCGCAUUAUUGGAGAGAAAAGGACCAUGGUUUUCUACAAUGGAAGAGCUCCUUACGGAAAAAAAACUGAGUGGAAGAUGAAUGAAUAUAAAAUCAGUGAAGGAGACGCGUCCUCGUCCAGCAGUGCUACUGCAAUCCCUUCGUUACAGCAGGAAUUUAGUUUGUGUCGAGUCUACCAGAAAUCAAAAUGCCUAAGGGCAUUUGACAGACGGCCGUCCGGAGUAGUAAUAGGUGAGCGGCCAGCAACGGCACAACAAGUUCAUCAUGAUCAUCGGGGUCUGAACCGUUCAAACACGGACAGAAUUAGAAGCUCCCCCGAGAGUUCAUCUUCUGGAGACCAUGACGGCCAUGAUCCCAGCUCUCUGCAGCCAGCUGGGCAAAGUCAUGAUCAUGAUGAUCAGAACAUGGGAAUGGCAGUUGAUAUUAAUGAUAGUACUAAUUACUUGUUGGAUUCUGAGCAGUUGAAUUGGUUCCAGGGGAUGGAUUAAUAGAUGGAAAACAGUACCAUUUUCAUCUGCUGAAUCAGGUGCAUGUACGUACGUAAUUCUUGUCCAAAUAUCCGUCACAAUUCUCUUUAAGGAAUGUCAUGGUCUAAGUGCUUAACCACUGGCCCUUUGGCCUUUAGGAAAUUGAGUUUGCCAGGUUUGACAAGUCAAAAUAGUCUUAGUUUGUUGGAUGUUGUAAUUCUGAUGAUUUCCAGAGACAGAAUAAAGUUGAGUUUUAUGUAUAAUAAGGGAAUAUUAAUGCAAAAAAACAUUUGAGGGUGGUAAUUAAUAAUUAUCUAA
Messenger RNA from Carya illinoinensis, 1292 nucleotides. RefSeq names its product NAC domain-containing protein 90-like. Gene Ontology annotation, biological process: regulation of DNA-templated transcription. The record is from RefSeq and is a predicted model, not a curated record. Bases 183 to 995 code for a protein of 270 amino acids. Lineage: Eukaryota; Viridiplantae; Streptophyta; Magnoliopsida; Fagales; Juglandaceae. Gene Ontology annotation, molecular function: DNA binding. The transcript has 3 exons.